GCCUGUGUUGUGCUGGGUUUCUAUGGCUGUGGGCGGGUGACGUCAUUUGGAGUCAGGCUGCACAGUCACUGCCGGGUGUUGUGCGCAAACAGCGACGUUCAGGAGAAGAGCCCGCCGUGAGGGGCCUACAUGAUUGCAGCUGCGAUUCUUGCCUUCACAUUUGCCUGCACAAGUCAGUGAUGGAGUCGGAGGCCAAAGACGGAGACGAAGACCACCUUCAGAGCGCUUUUAAAAAACUGCGUGUAGAUGGAGAAGGGGGCACAGCAUCUCUGCCUGCUGCUGAUGGUGGCACUACAAGGACGUGUGGAAGGCCUUCUUUGGAAGACACCAAGCCCAAAGUUUUUGGAUGCCUGAAGGAUAGCUGGCAUGGAUCAUCAAGAAAGACUAUAAGGGGAGUCACCAGAACACCUCGCAGACGACGCUCUAAAUCCCCAGUCCUCCACCCCGCAAAGUUUACACACUGCAGCACAAAGGUAUCUUGCAGCACUCAGCUAAAGCACAAGACCCUCUGCGACGCUACAGACGGAGGCUCCUCCAUCGGUCGUUCGACCACCAGCGAUCCACCAAGCACUACUCUUAAUGUCAAUGGCUACAGGAGAUUUGGCCUUGAGCCUUCUGAGUUAUCUCCAUCAGAGACCUCCUCCCAGGUACCCGUUUCCCUGGAUCCUGGGACAAGCUCCAAGGCCGGUUUGCCUUCAGAUUUCCACUCUGUGUCGAAGCUCAGCACCGCCACAAAAUGUACUUGCAACGAUGAGGGGGAUUGCCAGUGUGAUAACUGGCAAAACAUGGAAGUCUAUUCCUUCUCAGGCUUACGAGACAUGCUAACCGAGUGCGAGAAGACUGUGAAGGAGGACUGCUCUCAGCCUUUACAAAACAGAACUCAUGCUGGUGGCUCCAGUGCCUCCGGUUCCCCUCGCUCUUGCUCAGAGCAGGCCCGAGCCUCGGUUGAUGAUGUCACCAUCGAAGACCUGGCCGGGUACAUGGAAUACUACUUGUAUAUUCCAAAGAAAAUGUCCCACAUGGCAGAAAUGAUGUACACCUGAGCAUUCAGCAUCAUGAUCAUGAACCGCAUGUUGCCAAGUGAAAUCAUUGGGCCUUCAAUCAUUUGGUGUUUAUUAUAAAAUCUGUCAUCUGCGCUCUGCACAGUUUGUCUAGAAAUUUCAAGCGUGUCUAGCUUCAAAAAGACUACCAGUGUUUGUUUUUUUUU
Molecule: messenger RNA, 1207 nt
Organism: Rana temporaria (common frog)
Lineage: Eukaryota; Metazoa; Chordata; Amphibia; Anura; Ranidae
Gene: OSER1
Product: oxidative stress responsive serine rich 1
Exons: 4
Coding region: 180-1043 (287 amino acids)
Biological process (GO): cellular response to hydrogen peroxide
Source: RefSeq, a predicted model, not a curated record